AUGAUAGCAGGAUUUCUAGCAGCUGCAUGUCGUAUAAAGCCCUUAUCUCAUUGUGAAAAGGGAUCAAAUUCAUUACAUAAAUGUCUUACACUAAUAGAUCUAGUAGCGUAUGGAGUCGGAUGUUCCGUAGGUGCUGGUGUCUAUUCCCUUGUUGGUGUUGGUGCACAGAUUACAGGACCAAGUAUUUCACUGUCAUUCUUUAUCAGUGGCAUUGCUUGUAUGUUUACGUCACUCACCUACUCAGAAUUUGCAGCUCGUGUACCUGUCACGGGCUCUGCGUACACAUUCGUGUAUAUUACGUUUGGAGAGCUGUCUGCGUGGUUAAUUGGUUGGAAUCUAACGCUUGGAUACGGUAUUUCAGCAGCCGGUAUUGCACGGAGUUGGGCUUCGUAUGCCCACUUGUUCUUGCAACAUUUCGGUCUUUAUCUUCCAAAGUGGCUUGUACGUGUAGAGAUUCAUGGUGUCUCGUAUAGUAUCCUAGCAGCGUUUCUCGUGAUCUGCUGUACUUUCAUUCUACUCGCUGGCGUUCGCGAGUCUGCCAAGUUUAAUUCAUUUGUGACACUAUUGAACAUCUCGGUACUGCUUUUCGUAGUGGCAUUUGGAAGUACUGAAGUUGAUACUACAUACUGGAAACCAUUUAUGCCUGCUGGUUUUCACGGUGUCCUGACGGGUGCUGGCGUGGUCUUUUUCGCGUACUUGGGGUUUGAUAUGGUAGCUUGUCUCGCCGAAGAGGUACAUGAGCCCCAACGCACCCUGCCCAAAGGAAUCAUUGGCUCGCUCUUGAUUUCAAUGAUUAUUUACAUUGGCGUUUCGCUCGUGGUGACUGGAAUGGCACCUGUGAGCAUCUUGGGGGACGAAGUUCCGCUUGUAAAUGCCUUUAUGUUCCAUGACGCACCGUGGGCCGGGCGUAUAGUGUCGUUCGGCUCGAUUUUUGGACUUACCACAGCUGCAUUUACCUGUCUGAUGGGUCAACCUCGUAUCUUUUACCAGAUGGCCAAGGAUGGUUUGCUGCCACCACUCUUUGCCACGCUUCACCGCAGAACGCAUGUGCCUGUUGCUAGUACAAUAUUAACUGGGACGAUUGUUUCGAUCAUCGCGUUUCUCUUUGAGCUUGAUUUUCUAGCCAACGUGAUUUCGUGCGGAACGUUACAAGUCUUUACUUUUGUAAAUACUGGCGUUCUUCUUCUGCGCAUGCGUCCAAGUUUUAGUGGUGCUAGCGUUAUCCACCGUGUUCUAUUAUACGUGAUAUCGUGCUUUGCAUUAUCGCUAUCUUUUGUGUUUGAUCUUUCCUGGAUUAUUCAAGGCGUGUUCGCAUUGCUCGUGAUCGCUUCAUUCAUGUUCAUUUAUCGAUUGGGCAAGCUCAGUGGCCUUCCAACAUCAUUUCAGUGCCCACUCGUGCCGCUUGUACCGUGCGUCGGGAUUCUUGCAAAUGUAUACAUGGUGGCAAGUAUCCCCAGUGAGGGCUGGAUCGGUGUGCUCAUCUGGUUGAGUGUGGGGCUGGCUGUGUACUUGUGCUACGGACUUCGUCAUAGCCUGCUAGCGGAUCUAGAGCUUUUACGCCCACUUGUUUGA
Molecule: messenger RNA, 1572 nt
Organism: Peronospora belbahrii
Lineage: Eukaryota; Oomycota; Peronosporomycetes; Peronosporales; Peronosporaceae
Source: the annotation of a GenBank genome assembly